Messenger RNA from Cuscuta campestris, 1287 nucleotides. The record is from the annotation of a GenBank genome assembly. Lineage: Eukaryota; Viridiplantae; Streptophyta; Magnoliopsida; Solanales; Convolvulaceae.
CCUAUAUUAUCAAUUCAUCAUCUUAGUCCCUAUCUAGUUAAAAAUAGUUUUGACUUUUGACCACAUAAAACACCCACAUCUUUCUGGCGAGAGAGACUCCGCCGCCUCCCAAAACUUGGUUUCUUUGGCUCCCGAUCGACGUCGCCGCCAUCGUGCUCUCUGGCGCCUUCCUCACCGGAGAACGGCGUCAUUCUUUAGCAUUAGGGCAUCACAUUUGGGAAAGCUGUUGUCUUCCUUCAUCAACGAUUCAACGUGAUGAGGACAAUAUCAGGGGGAGUAGUUUCAAUGGCGCCGGUUUCACUCUCCGAUGCCGCCGCAAUCAUCACGGACUUCGCCGCCUCGGAUAUGGGAGCUUCCGAUGCAGUCUCGGUGUACAUCUCACGCGCCACGGACGCGUUCAAUCACUUGGUUGAGUUUCACAACCGUUGCUCGCAAGGCCAUCCCGGCCAUGUACUCCGGCUGAAAAGCUUGAGAAAUCCAGACAUUGUUAAGAAGGAAGAAGGAGAGGAAGAAGAGCCCCAGAGGAUUCCCGAUGGGAAUCACAAGAGUAAAAAACAUAAGAAGAAGCGAGAUUCAGAUUCCAGAAACGGAAAUUUGAUUAAAACUGAGAUGAACUCUGUUAAGAUUGAGGAGCGCGGUGAAGAGAAGAAGAAUCACAGUGCGGAGAAGGUGAAGAUUGAAAAGUGUGUGGGUGGAGGAGCCAAAGAAGUUUCAUGUGCUGGUAAAUGCCAUGAAAAUAACACUGAGAAGAAGGUGAAAUCUGGAAGGUCCCCAGCCGAUAGUGUGAAGAAGGAAAAGAAACAGAAGAGUUUUUCUGAAGCCAAUGGAGGAACUCGAGGGGAGGCUUUGGUGGCUGAGACGAAGAAGAAUCAUAAGAAGUCUGGUGAAGGCAAUGGAGGCUCAGAAAGGGACACUUUUUCUGUCGAGACGAAGAAGAGGAAAGGUGAAGAAGUUGAAGCGGAUCUACACAGCAGUAAGAGGAGGAAGAGUAGAAAAGGAUAGAGUGGAAGGAAAACAGUUUGGAAUGGUCUUUUUCCUUGCUGGUGCAUUUGUUGUAGUGUUCUAUGUUGCACGGGUUCUUCGAGUGUCGCUUUUCGUCCUCAAAACCCUACGUUUUGGUGCUCGGGUACAUCCCGCACGAAUUCUAUGUGAAAUUUAGAUAAAUGGGCGUUUCCCGUUCCCAAACCCAACCCAUUUCGGGCUGAAGAUUUCGGUUAUCUAUUACAAGAAAAGGUUAGACUUUUAGAAUUGCAAGUUUUGUUUCUUGUAAGCUUCUGAGUGAAUGGU